GGAUUGUAGAACAUGGCAGCCCAGCUGGUGACACAAUCCCCGGAAAGCGGCCCAUCCCGACUGCUGACACAUUCCCCUCAACAACACGGUCCCACUGCGUCGAGCGAGCAUUCGACAGCACAAGGACAAAUAAGCAAAAGUGGAAGGACCGACGAGAGACCUGUCUUGCAAGCAUGCGACAGAUGUAGGUCAAAGGUACGUGUCGUGUCUCGCUUGUGCGUUUGCGAGUCAUAUCUGAUCUUGCGCGCAGAAAGUCAAGUGCACCCCGGCAGCUAACGAAGAGGGUGCAUGUCAAUCUUGCGGCAAGGCGUCGUUGACGUGUACCUUCAACAUGCCUCUGACAGCUUCACGGUCAAAAAGGAUUCGCAGAGACACGAGUCACCUUCAGGAGAUUGAAAAUCAAGGACUGAGUGUCAGUGCAGAGGCUGAGCAAUCGCCGAGAGCAUACGAGGGGAGGACAGAGAGUGCCAGAAGCGAUGGGAGUCACAGUCGGACAAUGGACCUUGAGUAUACCGAGCGAAGACCCGCCUCCACCGCCACUGUCCCCGUCCGGUUACCAUUGGGUACUACAAUACAGCGUCCUCCAUCUGUCCGACGAGAAGGACCAACGGCAAUGUCAUACAUUCUGCAUUCCACCCCAACCUUGCCCAUAUCUUAUCUUCGCGAAUACGAUCAAAAUCACUCCAUCAACAUGCAUAUGCCCUUUCCGGAUUCCGGAGAUGGGUAUAUCCAGGUCACUAGCCCUCCCCUUCCGCCAUCGUCUACAGACCCACCGCCGCAUGUGAUGGAGGCUUUCCACUCACCAAGUUGGAAUGAGGUAGUCAAUAGACUGGUGGAGACUUAUCUGAGUCAUGUGAGCCCCUUGCUUCCCAUCGUUGUUAGGGAAGACAUAGAAACGGCAGAACAACAUCUCAUUCAUGCGGUGGCUACCGUGGCUGCGACGAGGAGGAAUUGCCCCAAAGAGAUAUUCGACUGUCUCAAGUACAUCUUGAAGCAGGAGAUGCUGGGUCUCGAUGUCUUUAGCGAUACAACCCGCCAAAAUGCUCAAGUAUUGCUCGUCACUUGUAUGGUCGACGAGCUUGCCCUGGAAAGCGGUGCAGCGGCACCUGUCAGCGUUCAGAGGGCUAGACUGGCUGCUGCCAUCAGAAUGUGUCAAGAUCUUUCUAUGGAUCGCGUAGACCCACUUUCGUUGACAGCUCGGGCUGAUAAGCGAAUAUGGCAAUGUGCUCUGGUUAUCGAUCAACUAAAUGCCACGCGUACGGGAUCGCGUCCUAUCGUUGCUUCUUCCACGUUCAAAUCAGAGAUCAAUUCAAUAUCAUCAGAGGAGAAUAAUCAGUUCUUCGAACAAUUGUUCACUUUGUGCGCUAUACUCAGCCGGAUUCUGGAUAAAGUCUACGGUCCUGAUGGAGUAAAGCGAACGAAGGAUGAAGAGUUGAUUGACAUUCGUGACGAUCUAAAGAAGUGGAAAGAUUCCCUGCCCCCGGCUUCGAAGUUUUCCGGGGCAUGGUCCAGCCUUCCAGCAGGCUUACUUCAUCUUCUCUACACACUUCUUCUCCUCCUUCUCUACCGUCCCUUCAUGCGGUGGUCUUUCAUCUGUCCGGCCCACAUUUCUCUUUCUCUCGAUAUGCCCGUCUGGCUCGAACUCAACCCCGCCUCUCGCCAGGCGCUCGAAUGGGCGACCAACCAAGAUGACCUUGCAGACCUGCUUUUCUUUGGCCCCUAUGCCUUGGGGCUGAUGUGCUUGGUGCAGUAUCAUAGCUAUGCAAGGAGAAGAGAGUGGGACGGGGUGGUGAUGCUGGAAAAGUUCCGAAAGGAUGCUGUGGAGAGAUGGACGUCGCGCGCAGCGAGUGGGCACAUGUUGCUUCAAGCUGCUCAACUCGACGUGAUUGACCUUUUCUACGCCGCCACCCAAACAACGCUCAGAACUGGUACAACCUCCUACGACACCCCCACCUCUCCUCGCGGUCUUAACCCCACCCCAGGCGUACUCAACCGCCUUCCUGAAACGUCCAUCCACGGGGUAACCUUCCUCCGCGAUCCGACGCACCCGCAAGGCGGGGUCUUGGUGGCUACACAGCAAGCGGCGAGGGAAGUCAAGGAUCUGCCGGCGGGGACUGUCAUCAUUGGGAGUGGAUCCCUGGCGCGUGAGACGCUUUCUGGGGAUGGAAAUGGGAACGCCAGUAAUGGCGCGAGUCCAUCAAGUAAUGCGGCAGUCGGGGUGGUGGGACAAGGGGCAAUGUUUGGGGAUUUUGGGGGUGCAGAAGGUUUUGUCGGACCGUUGAUGGAAGGUCUGGGAGAGGCAGGUCGGGUCAGUAUGUCGACGCCUGAUUGGGAGGCCAUAGUAUCUUCCUUCACAUAUCCUCCAAUAGCUCAUUAA
Cryptococcus amylolentus CBS 6039 is the source of this 2377-nucleotide messenger RNA. RefSeq lists its product as hypothetical. Gene Ontology annotation, cellular component: nucleus. Gene Ontology annotation, molecular function: DNA binding; zinc ion binding; DNA-binding transcription factor activity, RNA polymerase II-specific. Lineage: Eukaryota; Fungi; Basidiomycota; Tremellomycetes; Tremellales; Cryptococcaceae. Bases 332 to 2377 code for a protein of 681 amino acids. The transcript is spliced from 8 exons. Gene Ontology annotation, biological process: DNA-templated transcription. The record is from RefSeq and is a predicted model, not a curated record.